Molecule: messenger RNA, 375 nt
Organism: Ascochyta rabiei
Lineage: Eukaryota; Fungi; Ascomycota; Dothideomycetes; Pleosporales; Didymellaceae
Product: 60S ribosomal protein L31B
Exons: 3
Coding region: 1-375 (124 amino acids)
Biological process (GO): cytoplasmic translation
Cellular component (GO): ribosome; cytosolic large ribosomal subunit
Molecular function (GO): structural constituent of ribosome
Source: RefSeq, a predicted model, not a curated record
AUGUCCUCCACCAAGAAGGCCUCCGGCAAGACCCAGCGCAGCGCCAUCGCUGACGUUGUCGCCCGCGAAUACACGAUCCACCUCCACAAGCGCGUCCACGGCGUCAGCUUCAAGAAGAGGGCUCCCCGCGCCAUCAAGGAGAUCCGUGCUUUCGCCGAGAAGGCCAUGGGCACCUCCGACGUCCGCCUCGACCCCCAGCUGAACAAGAAGGUCUGGGAGUCCGGCAUCAAGGGUGUUCCUUUCCGCCUCCGUGUCCGCAUCUCGCGUAAGCGUAACGACGAGGACGGCGCCAAGGAGAAGCUCUACUCGUACGUCCAGGCCGUCAACGUCAAGGACCCCAAGGGUCUCCACACCCAGGUCGUCGAGGACGCUUAG